Cantharellus anzutake is the source of this 2157-nucleotide messenger RNA. Its product is annotated as fungal-specific transcription factor domain-containing protein. The record is from RefSeq and is a predicted model, not a curated record. NCBI's taxonomy places the organism in Eukaryota, Fungi, Basidiomycota, Agaricomycetes, Cantharellales, Hydnaceae. The coding region runs from base 1 to 1902 and encodes 633 amino acids. Gene Ontology annotation, molecular function: DNA binding; zinc ion binding. The transcript has 10 exons. Gene Ontology annotation, biological process: DNA-templated transcription.
AUGAUUAGUCUUGCUGCACCGGUUGCAGUUUCCGCAACUCCGCAUGUCGUUUAUUGGCAAAGGGGGCUUCACCGAGUCACGCUCCGGCUGAAACGGAAGCGGAAUGGUACAGCACUGUCAGCGCGCAAUUCAAAUGUACUGCUUGGCCAAUUGUUCUUGGUUGCUCAGUUAAUCUUCGAGUCGGAUUUGGCAUGUCUGCGCGUCCGUCCCCUAAUCAUUGAGCACCGUUUCCGCAAUGUUGCCGUCACAAUCUCCGUCCCAAACACAGUGCUUAUAUCUAGGGCGUUGAAGGAGGGUCGGGAUCAGGAAUUCGAAUCUCGAACACCUAGGACUCUGGUUUCCCAUAUCAAGAGACUAGUCCGCUUGUCACGUCUAACAGUUCGCACUCUCGCCAAGAGUUUGUGCUGUAUUCUCAGAGAUACAGAGAAGGAAGGAGCGCAUAUCCCCACCGAAUCGGCCAUCACAGCAACCAGUAUGCCAAGGGAUAUGCCAACUAUUCUCUACGAUGACGUCCUUCAGCUUCCUUCCAAUUGGGACACUGGUCUUCUUCAAGGCUCCGGUCUCACCCUUGAAGAAUUAGCGGAUAUCCUGUCCGCGUUCUUCCGGGCAAAAUGUGGCUGGCACAAGGCUGUCUAUCCAGAUUUGUUUAUUCGGGACCUGCAGAUUGCCUUGAACGCUACAGAAUCCAGUGGCACUCUGCCUCAGAAGGAUUACGCUUCUGCGAUGUUGUAUAAUGCCGUUAUUGCCUACUCGCUAGGAUAUUCCCGAGUGGAGGAUCAUCGUUCACCGGAAUACAGAAACCAAUUUGCUUUGGAAGCGAAGAAGCAUUUUGAUGCGGAGUGCAACGCUCCCACGCUCGCAACAGUACAGGCACUGGCGAUUUUAUCUUCAUUUCAUAACGGAGUGGCCGACCAAGGGCUGAGCUUCACGUAUCUCGGAACGGCUAUCCGUGUAUCGCAAACUCUUUGCCUGGAUGGAAGAAAUUCUGGUCAAAAAUUAACUAAUCGUGAGGAAAUUCGCUCUUCAUUUGCCUUCUGGAAUCUGUACUGUUUGGACAAAGCAUGCAGUCUCUAUGUCGGUCGCCCUCAAAGUCUCAAACACGAGACAACUCAUUGGAAAGUUGGUUCUUUCCCGGAGGUGGGACCAGCUCGUCAUCUUUUCAGCCUCUCUAGCUCGGUCUUUCCUGAAGACGAAGCAUUUGCGGCGCACGUCGGCCUUAUGCAAAUUGCUUCCUCAAUCAUGGAUGUCCUUUACCGUCAUGACGGGCUCUGCAGGACUAACAUUGACGUCGCUCGUGUGGAGCAAAUGAGUAUUGUGAUUGAUACGUGGAACAAGCAUCUCCCACGAAGCCUCCGCAUUGAUGAAGAAACUCAACCAACCACCGACGUGAUUAUGAUCAACGCGAUCUUCGAGUGGAUGAACAUCCUGCUCUAUCAACCGUUCUUUCAGGACAGUAAAACGAUUACAUUCACUUCCUCAUGUUUGACUCGGCUCGGAAUAAGCGGGGACACCUAUAACAGAAUAUCGAGGUUGUGCAACAAGGCAAAGCUGUCCGCCCCUCCAGCAGCGUUCAAGAUUACAUCCCUACUUGAGACAUUCGACUACUGUUAUGGUCUCAACAUGGUGGACAACACAGCCGUGCAAAUUGCCUAUGCUGCCGGAAAGAUGCACUUGCUGAGUGCAACACAGAAUCCCAAUUACCGUUAUGAGACGGAGGGUCCUGGUCAAGGCGUCACUAGGUGCAUAGGAAUUUUACGAAAAAUAGGAGGAACAUGGCCAUCAGGCCUGGCUUCUGCCAAUAGACUCGAAGAAUUGUGGCGGCCCGUGUGUGAGCGCCAAGAGCCUGGCUCGGAACAUGUUAGCGUGCUCCCGCCUCCCCCUCCUUACACUGCACCCUCAUAGCUUUGCCAGAUUUCUUGUCCCCGGGAUGGACUUAUUAAUUGUCUCGCGAUAAUAGAUAACGCUCGAUGGACCAUCGCCUUUCUUCUUGCCCCAAACGUGGGAGAGUGCAGGAACUUCAUGCUAGCAAUCCUUGUUGCCCCAACAAAUGAAUAGAAAGUCAGCCUCUCUCCUUCGUUAUUGGACGCUUCUGCCUGUGUAAUGUACUGGAGAAUGCAUUAAUUGUACGAUAUCAUUGGCUCCUUAAGUUCACCGCCG